AUCAAUUGAAAACAGUCUUCCCGUAAUGAAGUGUUUUACAUUACUACUACUGCUCAUUUCAUCAUGUGGAGUGUUUGCAAGGAAUAUACCGAGCAAUCUCAUCGACUGCUACACAAAUCAAACACUGAUGGAACGAGACAAUCGACUGCCAGCAACACUUACAACACUAAUAGAUAUAAUUCGUAAACUAGAGUUACUGCAUAACUCUGAUGUGCGAGUGUUGAGUACUGCUCUUCUUAAUACGUUCAGAGUUGAUGGAAUUACAUUUAAUCCAGAAAUACAACCUUCAAACGGCGUUUCCCCAUAUGGAAUUCAAGGAUUUCAGAAGGAGAAACAUGCAUUACUUAUGAAGUCAUUUUUACCAGAAAAUACAGAGUCAAUUGAUGUAACUAUACUUACACCAUUUGAAAAGUGUGCUCUCCAUUUCAUGUUGUCCGAUUCAAUUGAAUUUCACAAAAGAGGCAGUGAAAGUACAGACUGUUCAAAUAUGCAGUCUUACAGACAGAGAAGAAUAAGGCGUGAUAUUACUGCAGCAGCGGCUGCUAAUGAAUUUGCUUCUAAUGAUACUGCCAAGCAAGCUACUCCUUCAAACACUUCUGGAGAAAUUAAGCCUCCUCAGGAGAAAGCUGUGGAAAAAGAAUCCAUUGAUAAAAUGGACUUUCCAUUUCCAAUAACAGUAAUUAACGUAACCACAGCAGAAGAAAAUACUCCUCCCAGUAAGUCAGAUACAGAGCCACCAAAAACAGAGACUACUGGACAGGCAUCUGGUGACCAAGAACGACCAGUUAUUGUGAGUCAGAGUUCUGAAGUGAAGUCAAACAAAGCGGAACUCGAAGAGUCGCUGACUGAUAUUGAAGAACCUGCAGCAGAAGUUAAAGAACCAGUGCUGGAUGUUAAGGAACCACAAGCAAAGUCUAUGCAAAGCGCUAAGUUAACACUUGGCAAAAUUACUGUAGUGGAGCCAAGUCAGUGUCCAGUAGAAAAUGGUGUUAUUUAUGACAAAUGGGGUUCAUUGAAUGCUGCAAAUCUAAUAGCAGGAAUAGCCACAGGCAUACAGACUAUGGAGAAUGUAAAGUUCAAUGACAUAUAUCCAGACUCUGCCAAUGCAAACACUACUUCACUGGUAAUGGACAACAGAUGGGCAGCAACACUUGGAGGUGACCUGGCAGAAGUUGUCAUACACCAGGGACCAAAGUCAGAGGCAAUAAAAAUUGGCACUCCAGGAGGCUGGAAUGAUUCAGUAAUACCACAUUGGUAUUUUAUCAACAGAGCAGAACAGACACAAAUGACAGAUGCAGAAAUCAGAGGUGGUCUUGAUGGUUUAAUAAUUGCAAAGAAUAUUGUAUCAUGGAGAAGUCAGAAGCCAAAUCUUAGACUGUCACAUAUUCUACAACAGUAUUACUCAGAGAAAGGUGUUCUAAACACACCGUACAAAGCAUGCUCCAGGCGAGAGCAGUAUGCAGCUGUCACACCAGAAACUGAAAUGAAAGCUCAGGUAGAUGCAUUUGCAUAUACUUUAUAUACCUCUGCACCGUUAGCAACAUCAAUGAAACUUGAAGCAGUGAAAAGUUUCUCAGCAGACGCAAUUUCUGCUCUGAACUCUUACAUUACUUCUCUGGAUUCAACAUCUUGCAGCACCACAACACAAAAUUCUGGAACUAAUACAUCUGUUGCUACAGAAGUGGAUCUUUAUGUUGUGAUUGAUAGUUCAUGGCAAUUUACUGAUAUUCAGCGUAUUUUAGUUUCAAUAGCAGAAAUGAUUAAACUGAACAGUAUACGUGGAAGCAGAAUAAGUGUGUUUACUGGCAAUUCAUUCAAACCUUGGAAUGGAACAAUGAGUUUUAUAGAAUUCUAUCAAAAUUUCAACCAGUCAUCAUAUGUGAGAGUUGGGGAUACUGGAUUUCAACUCCGUACACUUUUGGAGACUCACAUCAAGUCGUUCUUCCAAAACAUGUUUGAUGAAUGGAAAGAGACUGGAUCAGCAGGAGGACCAGCUCCUGUAGUUUUGUUUGUGCCUAAUGGUGCUGUCAGCAUAAGUGAUUCAGAUCUGAAUGCAGCUCAACAGGCAGUCAAUAAUUUCUGGAAUAAUAUGCCAGAUGUUGCAUUUCGGUAUAUGGUAACAAGUGGGGCAGACCGUGUUCAGUCACUUGUUCUGUCACAAGAAGAUGUAAUUACUUAUACGAUGCCAACUACCAGAACUGAAAAACUUGAUCUCAAUGCUCUUGAUACAAGCUUAAAGAAAGUGCACAAGAGGAUUACAAAUUCCAUCUGCAGCUAUAAUAAAAAUACACAGUCAUACUCAUCUGCAGAGUUUGUUGAUUAUGUGCAGCUUGGUUAUAUCAACUAUUAUAAAGUAAACUCGAAAUAUCUUUUUGGUGCAAGUUCAGUCCGUAUAAAGGUGCAAAAUGUUCAAUAUGGCACAAUUGAGGUGUGCUAUUCACGAAGGAUUGAGUUUCCAAUGAAUAAUACACAAACAAAUGGUAAUGAUGUAACAUGUAUAACAGGCCAAGGUGGAGAUAAGGAAAUUUCUCUUUCAUCACCUUGCAAUGGAUAUGAAAAAAUACUGUAUUGCCCUCCAUUAUAUAUUGCAAUUUUGGGGCAACAAUCAACUGGUAGUGAAUGUACAGUGAAAGAGUGUGUAGAUGUUACUGAUAUCCAGAUGAAGAUCAGCCAUCAGGGGCUAACUUGUGGUGUCUCGCAAAUACUGGGUAAUAAGAUGUUAAUUACUGUUGUGUUCCUGGUGUUGUUACGUUCCAUACUCAACAGAUAAAACUGAAAGUGUAGCAAUUGGUUUCCAAGAAACUCAUGGCCAUAUGGAAAUGGCCAAGUCCAGGUGUUCAAUAAACUGUUCAUACUGAAGAACAAUAAUUGUUUAGAAGCAAGCAGCGUUAUGUAAAGAUAAGCUGACAGUGUAUCAGUGUGUGUGUG
Molecule: messenger RNA, 2928 nt
Organism: Schistocerca piceifrons (Central American locust)
Lineage: Eukaryota; Metazoa; Arthropoda; Insecta; Orthoptera; Acrididae
Exons: 15
Coding region: 26-2770 (914 amino acids)
Source: RefSeq, a predicted model, not a curated record